GUCACGAAUAAAUGCCAAGACCCGCACAGCCACAUCGCUGGCUACUCGCAUUGCAGCUUUGUGCCGAGUAUCCGUAUUAUAUCCACCGCCAGUCAAAUCAUGUUCUUGUACCAACGUGUGCCAACGUGUGCCGGCACGUACGGUGAGUGUAGUGUGAUUCAGGUUCCAUGGGACUAAGUAUGGACAAAGACUUAAUCAUUCCGACCAGAGGCUGUGUAUGCACACGUCAGACCAAGUGGCACAGCCGAAUCAGCUAGAAGUUAGAGGGUAGGUGUUUGCUAACAUUAAGAAGACGUUAAUAUAUUAAUAUCUACCUACCUGCCUGCCUACCUAUGCUCUAUCUCCCUUCUCCCUUAGACUUCAUCACAUCUACCACACCAACCCUAUUAACAACAUUUCCGUUUUUGUCAAAAGUUAACCGGAUCGACUGGAUCUCCACAUCAAUAUGGAUCCGCGUUACGGCAAUCAAGGUUACGGAGGUGAGCGCCAGCAGGGUGAGGCCUCUUCCUACUAUGGCGGCCAACCCAACUCUCAAUAUCCCCCCUAUUCUGGCGGUCCAGAGGGACAGCAAGGAUAUGGUCAACAAGGAUAUGGACAACAAGGAUACGGACAGCAAGGGUACGGACAACCUAACAACCCUCAAUACGGCAACACAUAUGGCUCCGGUCCCGGAGAUCGAUACGGCGAACGCCAGAACGAAGGGCCUUAUCAGUCCGGACCUCCAAAUGCCGGUCCAGGAGAAGAGGGGGACCGUGGUCUGAUGGGAGGACUUGCUGGUGCCGCCGCCGGUGCUUAUGGUGGACAUAAAAUGGGCCAUGGAAUCAUCGGAGCUAUCGGUGGCGCUAUAGCUGGCCACAAGCUGGAGGACUUUGUCAGUGAUCGCAAGGAAAAGAAGGAGGAAAAAGAAAAGCUACAACACCAGGUUUCAUCGCCGCCCCCUGCUUAUUCGGAUUCUCACCACCAUGGUCAUCACGAAGGACGUCAUUCUCCAAGCCGAGACAGGUCGAUUGGAAACUAUGACGGCAACUUUUCCGCCUCGUCGCGUGAUAUCCAUCUUGAAGGAGACUACGACCUUCGCGCAACUUGUUCACGUCGACAAGGGGGAACCCACGUGAGCACCCUAAACCUCAACGAAAUCCUUAGCAAUGACGACGGUCAUUUCCGCUGGGUAAGUGGGGGGUCUGGUUCCAGCACCGUCACGGUACAGCAGGGCGAUACCUUGAGAGAAAUUGCCCGACGAUGCAACUGUAGCUUCGAGGAUAUCGCUAAGAGGAAUAACAUCGCCAACCCGGACAUGAUCUACCCGGGACAAACCCUGCAAGUGCCGGGCCGGGCAACCGGAAAUUUUAGCGCUUCGGCUCGGGACAUCCGUCUCGUCGACGGCGGACGGGUCCUAGAGGCGGAAUUGGUCGAUACAAGAGGCCAGUGGCACCGACGCCGGAUUAAUUUAGACGAGCGCAUCGGAAACUCGGAUGGACACUUGCGCUUCGUCUAAGAGGCAUGACUGGAUUGGAGAUUGUGCCAAAGUGAACUAGAAGACUUAUAAUGAAGAAGAUUAGUAUGUUUAUACUAUGGCAAUGAAACUAGAUAGCUAGAGAAUUUACUGCUAUUAAUAUUUAA
Messenger RNA from Daldinia vernicosa, 1620 nucleotides. RefSeq names its product carbohydrate-binding module family 50 protein. The record is from RefSeq and is a predicted model, not a curated record. The transcript has a single exon. The coding region runs from base 446 to 1495 and encodes 349 amino acids. NCBI's taxonomy places the organism in Eukaryota, Fungi, Ascomycota, Sordariomycetes, Xylariales, Hypoxylaceae.